UUAAGUCGUAACUGCAUAAAAGGAGAAGGCACGAAGAUCUUCUCAGUUCAUCCAAGAGAGAGAUAAUGGCAACACUUGGUGGCAAUCGUAAUGUCGCAGGAAGCCAGAACAGCGUUGAGAUCGAUAGUUUAGCUCGAUUUGCUGUUGGAGAACACAACAAAAAACAGAACGCCCUUCUGGAGUUUGGAAGGGUGGUAAGUGCACAACAGCAAGUAGUUUCUGGUACCUUGUACACCAUCACUUUGGAGGCAAAAGAUGGUGGGCAAAAGAAGGUUUAUGAAGCCAAAGUCUGGGAGAAGCCAUGGUUGAACUUCAAGGAGCUGCAAGAGUUCAAACUUGUUGGAGAUGCACCUGCAUAGUGUGCUUAGCUGGUUACGGAAGAGCUAAGAAAGAAACCUAGCGUUGUUCGAAGGUGAAAGCCUAAGGAUAAGAGCAUCCAAUCCUAUAUCCUAUAUGUAAAAAAUAAAUGUAGCUUUCUUAUCUUCUUAUGGAUAUUUGAUGCUCUAAAUUAGCAUCCUAUUAUAUAAAGUUUAAUUGCUAGAAAUA
This is a messenger RNA of Vigna umbellata (rice bean), 546 nucleotides long. Its product is annotated as cysteine proteinase inhibitor. The record is from RefSeq and is a predicted model, not a curated record. Lineage: Eukaryota; Viridiplantae; Streptophyta; Magnoliopsida; Fabales; Fabaceae. Gene Ontology annotation, molecular function: cysteine-type endopeptidase inhibitor activity.